AUGUUACAACCACUACUCUUAUCACUGUUCCUGCUUCUUUGUCCAUUUUCAACAGAAUCAACCCCAAUCAACGUAUGGCCCAAACCAACAAAUCUCACAUGGACCUCACCACACCAAUCCACACUCCUCUCUCCAACAUUCACCAUCACCAUCACCACCCAACACCAAAACAACCACCUCUCCGCCGCCAUAAUCCGUUACACAAACCUCAUCAAAACAGAACACCACCGUCCCUUAACUCACCCAACAACGAACCUCUCCAUCUCCAACCUCCCUCCUCUACAAUCCCUAACAGUAACCGUCACAAACCCAACCGCCGAACUCACCCACGCCACAGACGAAUCCUACACGCUAACAAUCUCCACUCCCAACGCAACCCUCACAGCCUCAACACCAUGGGGAGCAAUGCGUGGUAUGGAAACCUUCUCACAACUCACAUAUGGAAACCCAACGCGCGUGCCUGUUGAAGUGCGUGUCAGCGACGCGCCUCUGUUUGGUCAUCGAGGUUUAACGCUUGACACUUCGAGGAAUUAUUAUCCGGUGAAGGAUUUGUUGAGGACGAUUGAGGCGAUGAGUAUGAAUAAGAUGAACGUGUUUCAUUGGCACAUAACGGAUUCCCAUUCGUUUCCCUUGGUGGUUCCGUCGGAGCCGAUGUUGGCGGAGAAAGGGGCUUAUGAUGUUAACAUGGUUUAUACGGUGGAGGAUGUGAAGAGAGUCGUUGAGUUUGGUCUUGAUCGCGGUGUUCGUGUUUUGCCGGAGAUUGAUUCCCCUGGGCAUACAGGAUCUUGGGCCUUAGCCUACCCUGACAUUGUAACAUGUGCUAACAUGUUCUGGUGGCCGGCUGAAAGUGAUUGGCCGAAUCGUCUUGCUUCCGAACCAGGAACAGGCCAUUUGAAUCCCUUAAAUCCCAAGACCUACCAAGUCCUAAAGAAUGUCAUACGCGAUGUAACCACAAUGUUCCCAGAACAAUUUUACCAUUCUGGUGCUGAUGAAGUCAUACCAGGCUGCUGGAAAACCGAUCCAACAAUUCAGAAAUUUCUAUCAAACGGUGGAACUCUCAACCAAGUUCUCGAGAUGUUUAUCAACAACACUCUCCCGUACAUUGUAUCCCUCAACCGUACUGUUGUCUAUUGGGAAGAUGUUCUCCUAGACGAUACAGUCCAUGUUUCACCGACAACUCUCCCGAAAGAACAUGUGAUUUUGCAGACAUGGAACAAUGGACAUGACAAUACUAAAAGAAUAGUAUCUUCUGGAUACCGUGCCAUCGUGUCGUCAUCCGACUUCUAUUAUCUUGACUGUGGACACGGUGACUUCACCGGAAAUAACAGUGCUUACAACAACCAGACAGGAAGUGACGCAAACAAUGGUGGCUCUUGGUGUGGACCUUUUAAAACAUGGCAAACUAUAUACAAUUACGAUAUAACAUACGGAUUGACCGAAGAAGAAGCGAAAUUGGUUUUGGGCGGGGAGGUUGCAUUAUGGUCAGAGCAAGCUGACGAAACUGUUUUGGAUUCACGGAUUUGGCCUAGAACUUCUGCUAUGGCCGAGUCGUUGUGGUCAGGUAAUAGGGAUGAAAAGGGUAUGAAGAGAUACGCCGAGGCAACAGAUAGAUUGAAUGAAUGGAGGAGCAGAAUGGUUAGCAGAGGUAUAGGAGCUGAGCCUAUUCAGCCACUUUGGUGUAUUAGGAAUCCUGGUAUGUGCAACACAGUACAUCCAAUUUAG
This is a messenger RNA of Vicia faba (fava bean), 1722 nucleotides long. The record is from the annotation of a GenBank genome assembly. NCBI's taxonomy places the organism in Eukaryota, Viridiplantae, Streptophyta, Magnoliopsida, Fabales, Fabaceae.